This is a messenger RNA of Pelobates fuscus (common spadefoot toad), 3386 nucleotides long. RefSeq names its product NTPase KAP family P-loop domain containing 1 (gene NKPD1). The coding region runs from base 104 to 2242 and encodes 712 amino acids. The transcript has 4 exons. Lineage: Eukaryota; Metazoa; Chordata; Amphibia; Anura; Pelobatidae. The record is from RefSeq and is a predicted model, not a curated record.
UUUAGCUACCACACUCAAUGAAUGGCAGACUGGAUGGCAGCAACACUCACUAUGAAAGAAUCAAAUUGCUGUUGUGGAUAGUGAAGCUAAAGCCGGCAAAGACAUGUCAGCGAGAAUAAUAACACAAGGUAAGCAGACAGAAGAUGAUAUCUACUGCGCCUGCCUCUCCAAAUCCUUAUGCCAGAUAUCCACGCCAGUGACUGUCGGAUUAUACGCCCCAUUUGGAGGUCGUGUCUACAUUCUACUGGAUCGCAUUACAAAGUGCAUGAGGGAAGAGGCAUUACGUGUCACCGAAAAGGAAGAAAAAGCUGUAGGACAUGUCACUGAUAAGCCGGUGGGAUGGGGAUUCUUCCGUCUGCUCUGGUGUCUUCUUUUCUAUCGCCCUCUCAUUACAAACCGCCAUCUUGGACGGAAAAGCAUUGAGUUCAUCUUUGUGAAUUUCAGUGCCUGGCAGUAUGCAGGCAGUGACCGUCUCUGGGCCGGUCUAGUCACUACCCUCUGUGAUCAGAUUCGCCGCCACUUUGGUGUCGUCCCAUUGAGUAUUUUCAAAGUUCUAGGAUCGGCACCUAAGAGAGAACAUGAGGGUGAAAACAGUCUCAUUGAAUGGAUUUUCAAAAAGACUUUCUGCGUUAUCCUUGUGGUCGUUUUACUCUUAUUUAUCUUUGGAUUAGUUCUUCUGAUUGUGCCAGUGACUUCGGGGACUCACGGAGACAGUGAGACAACCACUACAGUUUUUGGGAGUAUUGUCACUGUGCUGUCAGGUUCAAGUAUAAUUAUGACUUUGUAUAAGCUGUGUAAAGGUGCCCUAAUCAGUCAAAAGCAGAAGAUUGAACGACUAGUUAACAGUCAGAAGUUCAGCUCCCAAAUGGGCUUCAUGAAUGAGGUAAAGAAAGAAGUUGAAAUUGUCACCCAGAUGGUCCAGUGCAUGGAGAUCUUUCAAAAGCAGAAAAUCCGUGUGGUUCUGCAAAUCACGUGUCUAGAACUUUGUGCUCCUGACAAGGUGGUAGGGGUGCUAGAUGCUAUGAACACCCUACUAUCAGAUCGCAAAUCCCCCUUCAUUUCCAUUUUGGUAGUAGAUCCCAGCAUUAUUGUUACUUGUCUGGAAAGUGCAGGUUCUCUGAAAGGCAUGGCAGACAAUGGAUACAUGUUCUUAAACCGCACCGUUACUCUGCCAUUUUCUGUGCCAGCAUUAGGCAAGAGGACGAAACUUCAGCUUCUGAAGAAGGCUGUUCAGAGGACCGAGGAUCUCAUAGACUGGCCCAGUCGAAAUGAUGCAAAUCGUGGAACUAAGACUGGUAUUGCAGAGUCUGUGAGGCUUUUGAGGGGUGAAUUAUCAGAAGAUGAUGAGCCAGAGACAAAGGAAUGCAACAUUCAAGCAGGACGUUCAAUUCAGGAGACCUUUUACUGCUUAUAUAGCGAACGUGAGGUUCUAAACGAAUACAUUCCCGACAGUAUUUGCCAGAUGAAGAGGAUUGUUAAUACCAUUCCAGUGAUGGUCCAUCUGAUGAUGUUGAGCCGUAUUCCAUGGGAUCGACAAUCAGCUAGAUCUGUGGCAGCAUGGGUAGUACUUUGCAAUCAGUGGCCAUGCCGGUUAAGCUGGAUAUUACAGUGUCUGGAGGAUGAGGACCAGAGAGGUUCUAAGGAUGGGUUCUCUAACUGCUUACUUUGGGAUGUGUUCAAGGAAAACAGCAAGGAACUCUUUGCUUUGAAGACAGGACUAAAGAAUCUUCUGGAUUUGGAUGCAGACCCUGAAAUUUUGCAGAGGUUUUUGUCUAAGGACUUUCCCUUCACGGUGGAAGAGGCAAUGAGAUUGAUUCCAUGCACUGUAAAUUUGGACUCUUCCAUAAAGCAGAAAAUGGGACUACAACGGGGUAUAAACAAUCUUCAGAAUGACUGGAAAGUGGUUGAGAGCAAGAUAUCAGAAGUUAUUAGGGAGGGGAAUUUAAAUAAGACCGAGACUGAGAAAGAUGGUGAUAAGGAUAAAGUUGAGGUUGAUGUGAAAGUAGAUGAUUCUAUGAAGGACAACAAGAAAGAUGGUGGUACUUGUAAAAACGAGGAUAAAGAGUGUUGUACAGAGGAAUUUGUGAAGGGUGGAAGGAAGGACAGGCAAGAAACUGGUGAAGGCAGAGAUGAGUGUUGGGUGGAAAGUGAGAAGGAGGGAGAGACAUAUAGGAAGGAACCUGGUAAUGAAGGGCAUCAUCAAAGGCAGGACAUUGAGGUAGUGGAGGUACACGUGAAGUAGGUCUGCUGGAAAGUGUGUGUUUGGUAGAUGCUGUAAAUAAUGAAGACAGAUCAAAAGGAGGUUCAAUGGGAGAUUAAAGGGACACUCCACCGCCGAAAUAAAAAAUUAAAUAUCCCUGUUUAGUAAAUAAACCCCAAUGAAAACUUGCAUGCAUUUAAUUAUGCAUUUUUGUAUAUGGGGUGUAUCUAAAGCAGCUUGCAGAAGUUGCAGAUCUCUUGUCUAAAGACAUUACAAAAAAAAAGGCAAAGACAAUCACAAACAUAUGAUGCAAUCUGACAAUAGAAGUUAUUAUGACUACAAGAGAAAGUUUGAAGGUUGAAGACAAUAGUACGACAGGAGACAAUAUGACAACAGGAGACGGUAUGAUAAUAAUAAACACUAUGACAACAGGAGAAACCAUUACAAUGGGAGAUGUUAUAACAUUAGGCGGUAUAUCAGCUGGACACAAUUGUGGGUUAGGUGUAAAAAGUGUUUCUAUCCAAGCAUGUGCUUGUAUACCAACUGUUGCAAAUAGAAGAGUUAUCUAGUCAUGGUUUACUUUGUUGCAUAUUAUGUAUAAAAAUAAAUGCAGUUGAAUUAUAAAAAUGGAUGGAACAAGUGUGACAUUUCUAAGAUACAAAUGUUAAAAUAAAAAGUUGCAAGUUUGAGACUGGAAAGUCACAAAAAAGUUCCCAAUUUUUUUUCUCAUGUAGAAUAUCUAUCUAGAUAUUGCUAUACAUACUGUAAAAAUGCAAAGGGAAAACUAUAACCAAAUACAUUAUAAUUAUUAUUGACACAUAAUCCACAAUGUGAAACAGUAUGACAACAGAAAGAAAUGAGACAGUAGAAAGAAGUACAUAAAUAGAGUGUGGGAAAUAUGAGACAAAGAACUUAAAGGAAUACUAUAGGGUCAGGAACACAAAUAUGUAUUCCUGACCCUAUAGUGUUAAAAACACCAUCUAACCCCCUGUCUCCCCUUAUGCCUCCCUAAAUAUAGUGAAAUCUUACCUUUAUUCCAGUCUGCUGGUGCUGGCUCUACCCCUGAUCUGCCUCCUUGAUUGGCAUCAUCAUAAGUGGUGAACUCAGCCAAUCACAAUGCUUUCCCAUAUCAAAGCAUUGGAUUAGCUUAGAUUGUCCAUUCUGAUGAUCUCAGACAAGGAGGCAG